AUGAAAUUCAGAAACAAAAAGAACAAGGAUCAGGGUGGCCUAAAUUCUAAUAUGUUUGGAUUCAUUGAAGGGGUGUUCCUGGUUCUGACUAUCACUGAGUUUAUUCUUGGAAAUCUGGUGAAUGGUUUCAUUGUGUCAAUCAAUAGCAGCUAUUGGUUCAAGAGCAAGAAGAUUUCUUUGUCUAACUUCAUCAUUACCAGCUUGGCCCUCUUUAGGAUCUUUCUGUUGUGGAUUAUCUUUAUUGAUAGUCUUGUAAUAGUGUUCUCUUACCAUACUCAUGACUCAGGGAUAAUGAUGCAACUAAUUGAUGUUUUCUGGACAUUUACAAACAACUUCAGUAUUUGGCUUAUCUCCUGUCUCAGUGUUUUCUACUGCCUGAAAAUAGCCAGUUUCUCCCACCCCUCAUUCCUCUGGCUCAAAUGGAGAGCUUCUAGAGUAGUUGUUGGGAUGCUGUGGGGCGCACUGCUCUUAUCCUGUGUCAGUACCAUGUCUCUGAUGAAUGAAUUUAAGAUCUCUUCUGCCCUCACUGGAAGCAAAGACACACCAAAUAUGACUGAAUACAUCAGAUUGAAGAGACAGGAAUAUAAUCUGAUGCAUGUUCUUGGGAAUCUGUGGAAGAUUCCUUCCUUAAUUGUUUCCCUGGUUGCCUACCUUCUGCUCCUUCUCUCUCUGGGGAAGCACACACAGCAGAUGCAGCAAUACAGUAUUGACUCCAGAGAUCAGAGUGCUGAGGCCCACAAAAGAGCCAUGAGAAUCAUCUUUUCCUUUCUCUUAUUCUUCCUAGUCUACUUUCUUUCCUUUAUAAUUUUGUCAUCCAGUCGUUUCCUACCAGAAACCAGGAUCGCCAGGAUAAUUGGAGUAGUAAUUUCAAUGUCAUACCUUGUUGGUGAUUCAUUUAUUCUCAUAGUAUGUAACAACAAGCUGAAGCAUACAUUUGUGACCAUGCUCCCAUGUGAGUGUGGUCAUCUGAAACCUGGAUCUAAGGGACCCUCUGCUUCAUAA
Molecule: messenger RNA, 1002 nt
Organism: Mus caroli (Ryukyu mouse)
Lineage: Eukaryota; Metazoa; Chordata; Mammalia; Rodentia; Muridae
Gene: Tas2r3
Product: taste 2 receptor member 3
Biological process (GO): sensory perception of taste; detection of chemical stimulus involved in sensory perception of bitter taste; G protein-coupled receptor signaling pathway
Cellular component (GO): membrane
Molecular function (GO): bitter taste receptor activity; G protein-coupled receptor activity
Source: RefSeq, a predicted model, not a curated record